Messenger RNA from Zingiber officinale, 2750 nucleotides. RefSeq names its product monooxygenase 3-like. The record is from RefSeq and is a predicted model, not a curated record. The transcript has 8 exons. The coding region runs from base 1301 to 2641 and encodes 446 amino acids. Lineage: Eukaryota; Viridiplantae; Streptophyta; Magnoliopsida; Zingiberales; Zingiberaceae. Gene Ontology annotation, molecular function: FAD binding.
CUCUCUCUCUCUCUCUCACGGUCAUUAAUUUUUUCUCUUCUCAUCCGCUUUCUACUCCUCUUAAUUUGCUUAUUGUUUUUGGUGCUUGAUUCGAUCUGUUACGGUUGUGUUCGUUGUUGGUGGAUCCCGGCGAUCGCCAGGGGGGCGUGACCCAGGUUGACAGAAGAGAGUGAGCACGCGGCGGGGAGGGCAUCGGCGGAGGUGCCGUCGCUGUGGCGUGCUCACCCCUCUCUCUGUCAUCCCCAUCUCCCCUCGUCGGCGGCUGACACGAAUCAAAGACCUCGUCUUUGGUUCCUUUUUUUUGCGUCGGAUCGAUGACGAUGAACUAUAUGAGGGGCAGGGCAUCAUCUCAGGACGAUGACGAUGGACACGCGUGUGAUGGACUCAGCUGUCGCUGAUCUUAUGUCGGCCACUUCUUCCUCUGUAGUCAAGACUUACCUCUGGGUUAGUAAGCGUUUCCGAGGCAAGUUGAGUGAGAAGGAAGCGCAUGGAAGCGGUGCUUUAUGUUCAUUUGCCCCUUCUAUCUCUUGAGUAAUCGUCCAGCGCAGGCGGAAGGUGUCGCGACGCCAGAAGCCAAAAUCUUGCUAUGGCGGAGGACGUGCUCGUCGACUUGAGUUUUACUGCAUUGCCGAGCGACGAACAAAGGAGGCGACGGCGCUGCAUCAUUUGCUGCAAAAAGGCCCGCCCUUUAAGAAAGCGAUGAAAAAGUCGCCGGAGGUCAUCGACGGAGCCGAUUGCCUCCUCCAGGAGAUUAGGGUUUUUCAAAGGGACUGACAAAUCCAGACCUUUCUGCGAUAAAGUGUGGAUCUACCUUUGGAGAGAUGAAAGGCCGAGAUGUGGAGAAGGCGACGCUACUUCACAGAGCAGAAGGAGAAUCAAAGGAGUCGCCUGCGUUGAUCAGCAUCGCCGGCCCGGUGGGAAUGGGGAAGACGCAUCUAGCCUCACAUGAAUUACCCUUUCGAACAAAAUCAGUUGUUUCAGCUAUGGGAGGCCAUUGGACUGGGUUCAUCUGAAAAUGUUCAAGAUCUUUCGAAACAUUGUUUGUUUGCGAGUUAAGCGAGAAAGAAGGACAAGUUUGUGUUCCGCGAAAUCUUGCAUGAGCUUGCAGACUGCAUAUGUGAUGGUCGAUUCUUCAGGCUUGCGGACUGGAUCGAGGAGGAAGAAGACAGAGGAAUUCGAUGUGAAAGAUUGACUCUUUCUCCGCCUCUUAUUUAUAUGUGGCGCAAACACAAGUCGACUCCGCUACUAUACUCUUCACCACCACAUCCAUGGCGGUGACACACACCACCGCACACCUCCCAUGGCAUCCGCUGCCGCAUCCUCUUGCUCUCUCCUUCGCCUUCCUCCCUCCUCUUUCCCCCUCAGUCGUCGCCGGGAUGCAACAUCGACGUCUCGUCGUCGGACCGUCUUUCCGGCCGUUGCAUCAGUCGCUGACCCGCGUGAGGAGGAGAUCGUCAUCGUCGGCGCCGGAAUCGCUGGGCUCGCAACCGCUCUUUCUCUCCGCAGGCUCGGGAUCCGAUCCGUGGUGCUGGAGCAAGGGGAUUCGCUUCGGGCGGGUGGCACCUCGCUGACGCUCUUCAAGAACGGAUGGCGCGUCUUGGAUUCCAUCGGCGUCGCGGAUGAGCUCCGCGGCCAGUUCCUGCAGAUCCAAGGGCUGGUGAUGAGAGCCGAUGAUGGAAGGGAGCUUCGCUCGUUUGUCUUGGAAGAGGAAGCGCCAGGGCAGGAAGCUCGUGCAGUUGAGAGGAGGGUGCUUCUUGAGACUCUAGCUAGCCCAUUGCCACCGAACACAGUAUCUUUCUCAUCCAGAUUGAAGUCUAUCAGAAAAGAUGGAAGCCAUGGGUCACUACUGGAACUUGAGGAUGGUGACAGCAUACGUGCCAAGAUAGUUAUAGGUUGUGAUGGAGUCCGCUCACCAGUAGCCAAAUGGAUGGGAUUUUCAGAACCCAAAUAUGUUGGACAUUGUGCUUUCCGUGGCCUUGCUGUAUAUCCUGAAGGUCAUUCCCACAAAGCAAAAGUGAACUACAUCUAUGGAAGGGGGAUUCGAGCCGGUUUCCUUCCAAUAUCUUCCACAAAAGUUUAUUGGUUUAUUUGCUGGAACAGUGUAUCCCCAGGGCCAAAGAUCAAAGACCCAUCUGUUCUGAAACAAGAAGCUCUCAACCUUGUAAGAAGCUGGCCCGAAGAACUACUUGAUGUCAUACAGAACACGUCAGAAGAUGUGGUCAUCAAGACUCCGCUGGUCGACCGGUGGCUAUGGCCCAUUCUCACCCCCUCAGCCUCAUCAAAUGGGGUGGUGGUGGUGGGAGACGCAUGGCAUCCCAUGACACCCAACCUCGGCCAGGGUGCUUGCUGCGCUUUAGAAGACUCUGUGGUUCUCGUCAAGAAGUUAGCAACUGCCAUCAGGAGUGGCCGACACUCGGCGGUGGACGAAGCACUGCAAGAUUACAGCCGAGAGAGAUGGGCACGUAUUUUUCCGUUGACGGUGCGUUCUAAUAUCACUGGCUCGCUGUUGCAGUGGGAUGAUCCUCUGGUUUGUGCAUUUAGGAACAAUGUGAUGGUGCCAAGGCUGGUGAGUCUGGGUCCAAUGUUGGAGCACACUAAUUUUGAGUGUGAGAUGCUGGAGCAGCCAGUUACAUCAGUCUGAUUUGUCUCUACUUCCUCUUUGAUAAUUACGGUCGAAGAAGAUCAUCAUUUAGUUCUUUUGGUUGAUCUGUAACUGCAGAUUCAUGUUUUAGCUAAAUCAGGUUGAUUUA